Selaginella moellendorffii is the source of this 1511-nucleotide messenger RNA. Its product is annotated as citrate synthase 3, peroxisomal. Gene Ontology annotation, molecular function: acyltransferase activity, acyl groups converted into alkyl on transfer. Gene Ontology annotation, biological process: tricarboxylic acid cycle. NCBI's taxonomy places the organism in Eukaryota, Viridiplantae, Streptophyta, Lycopodiopsida, Selaginellales, Selaginellaceae. The coding region runs from base 1 to 1296 and encodes 431 amino acids. The transcript is spliced from 13 exons. The record is from RefSeq and is a predicted model, not a curated record.
AUGGAUGAGCAUCAAGCUCUGGGUGGCGGCCCUGGUUCACUCACAAUUGCAGAUACCAGGACAGGGCUUGAAUUUGAGCUUGAGAUCAAACAGGGUGGAAUUGUUUUGGCCAAAGAAAUGGUCAACAAGGCCACAGCACAAGAUGGUGAUCUGCUGCUAUUUGACCCCGGAUAUUUCAACACUGCAGUCACCAAGUUUGCAAUCUCGCUCGCCAAUGGGAAUGACGGGACGCUCAAAUUUAGGGGCUACCCAGUAGAGGAACUUGCACAACAUUGCACAUUCUUACAAGUUGCUUACCUUCUAAUCUAUGGAGAUUUGGCAUCCAAGGCCAAGCUUUCGAGAUUUGAGGAUAGCGUCAGGAAGGAAACUUGCUGUCACAAAGGAGUUCUGGGCCUGAUAAAGAGUCAGCCAAAGAAUGCACACGCAAUGGGGUUGCUGGCAACUGCUAUUAGCUCCAUGUCUUCGUUUUACCCACAGCCUGAUGUGGGUGCAUACCAGGACAAACAUGUCCAAGACCAGCUCAUUGCACGCGUACUUGGUCAGAUACCUAUUUAUAUCGCACAUAUAUUCCAGCAUGCAGAGGGUAUGGUUCUGCCAAAUCCAUCUUCUGAGCUUCCAUACGUUGCCAACUUUCGCUACAUGCAUAUGUUCCAUAAUACCAGCCCAACAAGGUCUUCUCCGCUAUUGGCUCGCAUUCUUGAGAGGCUGCUCAUUGUGCAUAUGGAACAUGAGCUUAGCUGUUCAUCUGCUGCUAUACGACACCUUGUGUCAUGUGGCGUGGAUCUAUACACUUGUUUAGCAGCAGGAGUUGCAACACUAGGAGGCCCGUUUCACGGAGCUGCAAAUGAGGCAUGUGCAAACAUGAUUCAGGAGAUUGGAACCGUCGACAAUAUCCCAGCCUAUCUAGAGGCUGUAAAAAACAAGAAGAAGAAGUUGUUUGGAUUUGGCCAUCGAAUCCAUAAGGCAUAUGAAAUACGUGUCAAGGUAAUUCGGCAGCUGGCAGAGGAUGCAUUUGAGAUUGUAGGGCAUGACCCGCUCAUCAAGGUGUCAGACGCAUUAGCAGAAGCCGCUCUCUCAGAUGAGUACUUCAUCAAGCGGAAACUUUAUCCCAAUAUCGACUUUUACUCUUGGAUUGUUUUCAAAGCUCUUGGAUUUCAAGGAAACUUUCCACUCCUGUUUGCAUUGGCUCGUGUUGUUGGCUACCUAGCACACUGGAAAGAAUGCCUUGACUUGCGUGACAACAAGAUUGUGAGACCUCGUCAAUUGUACAUUGGUGAAUGGCUUCAGCAUUAUUAAUGACAAUAAUAAUUACCCUUUUACCCAUUAAAUUCUGGAGUUUGUCGCAUGUGAUUUGACCGCAUGGGCCUUGGGAAACAUCAACAAGGAGAUCAAGAUCCAGUUUAUCAACCAGAAACAUUACCACCAUAUAUAUAUAUAUAUAUAUAUAUAGCCCAACUAAGAAGCAUGGGAACCUACCUACAUGGAAUGCAAUGAAAGUUAUCUUCUCUCUA